Molecule: messenger RNA, 5779 nt
Organism: Somion occarium
Lineage: Eukaryota; Fungi; Basidiomycota; Agaricomycetes; Polyporales; Cerrenaceae
Source: the annotation of a GenBank genome assembly
ACUGCAGAUGUGAUUGGCUGGGCGUCGGCUGGUUGCUGAACUGUGCCCUCGAAAACGGCAGCGGAGAAAAAUCGUCUUUUGAACAUAUACCCCCAGUAGCUGCAGAGUCUGGACUGCUCUGUCUAUAGCACACCGUAUACAUGCCUACCCUCAACGCCCACACGGGACAUGCUCCUUGUCUUUUACUUUACUCGUCGCACCGUCAGACUGGUCUUCUGCACAACGGCAUUUUCUCGCGCGAACGUUCGCAUUUCAAACCCGCGACUGAUACGGAGUACCCAGCAGUUACCAUAGUCGAUUGCUAUCUCCCAGAAGAGGAGGUCAUUUCCAAUCCACUCAGGGGUGUUCCAAUCGAGGUUAUUGAGAGGCUUGAGCCUGCAUCAAAAGCGUGGGCCCGGCUGCCUUAUGGAUGCGAUUGCCCUGUCUCCUAUCCCGGAAAUCUAUAAGAUGCGCCAUUAGCGUAAUACGUACAUAAUCUGCCGUAUGUGCUCGAGCACGUUGCGCUGUUUAGGCGGACUUUUUUGUCUUCGUACUCUUUCGCUCCUUUGCUUGUCCUUGACUCAUUGACUCGCCUGAUACUGCUGCCUUCUCUCCUGCCUCCUCGCAGCCUCCUUCCCCGCUUGUCUUGACCAAGUCGCUUCCAUUCCUUCCCUCGGGGUGCGACGAUCCGCCACCUCAUCAAUACCAACCUCUAAGAAGCGAACAUACCAUAGAGCCCAAUAUGGGUGUCAAGAACCGCCGCUCACUUCAACCACUAUUCGUACCACCAUUCCUUCGACCGUCCUCACCCGCAAACGCGUCCCCCUCUCAAACCACGCGUCAACGGUCACAUUCCGCUGCACCGUCCCCUCUUGCUCUGAACGUCACAGAUUCAUCACAUUUGGAUAUUCCCCCAGCGAUACCUAUCGCUUCAGAUGACAAAAGUACGCGUAAUACAUCCUCGUCGAUACCUCUUGUUACCCCACGCAACUCUCCCCCGCCCGACUUGCUGGAUGACGAUCCGUUUGCAAAUUUGUCGCCCGGUCCUUCUGUCAUCACUUUUUUAGCAUCAGACGCGACGCCUCACGGCCGCUCGCGAUCAGCCUCAUUGCCCAGACUUAGAACAUCUCUUGAUGCUGGGCGCGAAGUGCACCCUGUCGCUUCCCCAUCCCCUCGAUCCCCUCUUGCUCAAAGCGCGUUGCUAUAUGCGGAUGGGACACGGUCAUUGAGUCGGGCUACUGGAACACUAUUCACGGGCGCGGAGAAUAGUCUUCCCUCUACACCUCCUUCAACUCCCCGGUUGGGGGUGAGACAGUCUGGGGGAUCAGCGUUAUGGUCGGCUGCUCAGGAUCGAGUAAAGCCCGCAUACACGAGACCUGCAUUUAGACCGCGUCCGUCACUACCUUCGCUGCGUACUCUUGCUCAAGCUCAGGUGGUCGUCGCUCCUAAGGUUCGCCGUGGUCGUGUUGGUGCCAAACUUCCUGUCGAACCAUGGGAGUCGCAAUCUUCCGAUAUUUCUACCAGCGAGCAGAGUGAGUCUGAGGCCGCAGAUAUGGCACUUUCGAGAUGCAUGUCUGCACCGGCCCUCCGUGCCCGGUCUCCAUAUCCUGAACAGGCUUUCCCUGGGGUUCAACCACAAACCCCGCCGAAGCCCAGUCAUUCGAGACGACCCUCGGGCCUUUCGACUAUCAGAGACUCGCGGUUGAUACCACAGGAUGCAUCUGUGGAUGGUUUUAGUUCUCAGGAGUCUUUGACUUCUGAAGAUGUUAGGGAGAUCAUCGAUGCUCAGACUUUGCUGGAUGCUGGAUUUAUAUCUGACACCAACCGCGACCAAGUUCAGGGGAGCUCACUCAUUCCCUCGAAUAGCGUGCCUGAAAACGCGACGGAACCCGAGCCUAUGGAGCCUACAAGAGGAGUUCGUCCCAGUCAUACGCGACGACCUUCAGGCUUGACAACGAUUCGGGACUCGCGGUUGAUCAAUGCUGAGGCUGAAGCCGGUGAUUACGGUAUGGUGUUCACUACUUCGCCUACGGAAAUAAUUCCUAUGACGACGUCUCCGAGCGAUGGUGCACUCCCUCGCCCUGCUCAAGAGAAUUUGCCAUCGGCCUUAUCACUUAUGAGAUCGCAUUCUGAACCCGAAUCUUCAACCUCUCCUUCUUCCGUUCAUUUAUACACCGCACCUUCGCUUUCACCGUCGCCGUCACAGUGCUCGACGACAUCAACAUCAACUUGUGAUGGCCAUGAAGACAUCCAUGAUUCUCCACCAUCUUCAGUUGAAGCGCAUACACUAUUUUCUACGUCCUGCUCCACCCUCGUUUCAUGUCCUAAAGAAGACUUCUCUUGUGACUCCACCUACGGUUCACCUUACUCUUCCCACCUCAAUCUACCUGCAUAUACUACACCAUUUCCCCGGCGAUCGAUCUAUGAUGACCUUGCAUCAACUCUGGAGUACGAUUACGCCGAAAUGGUAACCCGAUUAGGUCCCUCGCCCACGCACGGACUUGACGCGAGCCUAGGAUACUCACCCUCCCAGCACGGGGGCAUUCAAGAUGAAAUUCAGCCGGGGACUUCUGCAGACACGAUUCGUCGUUUGUCCUUCAGCAGUUCACACCUGCACACCGGCCACCGGAGGGAAGGCAGCAAUGGUUCUAAUCAUAGUCUCGGCCAGACGCUCGAAUGGACUUCCACCUCGUUGACGGGUCUUGGGUUACCCAUGUCUCCUUCAAGUACCAGCACUACAACGACUACUUCGAGUUCGGAUGGCAUGCUGUCAUACGAACCUUCUAGUACGGCGUCUAGCGAGUAUGGUCACGCGCACGAGGAGGGGGAGACCGACGGGUAUGCUACGGAUUCUUUCUUGAGCUUCUCAAGCGAGGAGGAGGAUGAGGGGAAGAGUGUUUACGGGAGCGCGGCAGAGAGUCUUUCGGUUCCUGUGUCUCAGAUGCAGACGCCUCCGACGUUUGAGGACGAUCUUGAUGUUGGAGAGGAAGAUGGGAAGGCUGUGGUAAAUUCUAUCGAAGUGAUCGGCGCUGAGGAUAUGUCAAAAGAAUUCGUUGCCAGUCCUGACGUGGAAGAUAUCACCUUCCAGGCAGACGACACCAUUCCUGAAGAAUCUCAAGUCAUCUCUCGUCCAAGCUCGAAACACAGUUCACCUAACAUCUCUCGCUCAACCUCAGAACGUAGCGCGAAACGCAAGCUCUCUACAUCAAGUUCCAUCCAAAACUCCCUGAGGCAGUUAUUUCGGAUUCCGUCCUCCACUGGAAAGGCGGAGGUAACAGAAUCCAUUCACCCCGAACCGGCGUCUUCCAGUCAAAUUCUCGAAAUGCUCUCACGCAAUACGUCCAUUCGCAGUGCCUCCAGCGAGGUCGUAGAUGCUAAUGAGGGUUAUCGGGGCAACCGACAGAGGAGUGGAACUCUGCAUUCUAGCGCUAGUGGGACAGGGUUUGGUGACAGUGGUCGAUUGGGCAGCUCAGCAAGUUUUCGUGGGUCCGGCGGACUGGGAGGAUCGGGCGGUUCGGGUGGACGAAAGGGGCAGGACGAUGAUGAACAGUGGAAUCGACGCCCGGCCGCUCGAUCGACGGCACCUGAGGAAACCGAUUCCGAAACGGACGAGGAUGAGACGGAUGAGUAUGGACGAUCAGCAAGUGCCCUUCGAUCUGCUCGGCCAGAGGAAAGUCCUACCAGUUCCGACGACGACGAUGUUCCUCUCGCUCAACAGAUACCUACCGCUCUCAAAGCUCAGAAGACUAUUCGUCGUCAAGUUCGAGAUGAGCUCGGGAGACGCAGGUUGGAGAAGAAAGCCGUCGCCGCCGCCAAACAAGAUCGGAACAGUCCUGUAGCCACCUUGGAGCAAAGGUCAAUCAGUGCUCGAGAACCUGCAUCCCAACCGUGGAAACCUUUCACGCGAGCACGCACGAAAACGCUUCCGAGUAACAGCAUGAAUCCCUUCUCAGUUGGUGAACUCACCAACAAGUUGCUCAGUGUACAAACUGGGCAGAUACCACAUCGACUCUCUGAAGAGGUCCCUAGACGUUCUUCAAGAGAUCCUUCAGUUGACGUGCAGGCUGGACCAAGCCAAUCGCGUGUACCACCACAACCUGAAUUCCUUUCCACUCCGGUUCCAGUUACCGAUCCCUCUGCCGGUGCUGCUCGCCCCAGGAUGCUUAGACCCACACGCUCAUUCCACCGUCCACGCACAACUGGAGAAGAGUCUUAUGUUCCCCCACCAUUACCAUUGGAGCACAAUGGUCGUCUUGGCCGAAGUGUUACCUCAGUAACGAAGCGCACACCCGACACGUAUCAGUUUUCAACUCCACCUGUCAGUCCCUUCGUCAUGAGAGACGGAGGAUUAGACAGGGGCAAGUCAUUGCGAUCACACUCACGUCGACCUAGCGUUGACAAGGACGUGUUGCCGCCCACUACACCUUUGGAUAGGUCGAGGUCGACUCGUUCAAGACGGCCUAGUGUUGAGAAUAGGGAUGACGGUCAUGGUGCCACACUCGAUCGAGCAAGGUCUGUGAAGUCACAUUCUCGCCGACCAAGCGUCGAAGAAGAUGGACGUCGAGCACCAAGUCGACCUCCCAUGCCGCCUUUGCCUUCGGCUGAAGUAGUUUCGACUUUCCCCUCAACGCCGCCGCCUCCACCGAAACCUAUCCAAAUGUGGCAGCAACGUAUCUUUGUGAACACCCUUCAGUCUUAUUGUCAAGUGGAAGUUCAUGCGGGCACUACAGCUAGAGACGUUCUGCGUAUCAUGGAAAGUCAGAAGGCAUUGCCUGGCGGUGGGACAAACUGGAUGAUGUGGGAAGUCUGUCAAGACUUCGGCAUGGAGCGGCCUAUCCGAAGCUAUGAGCUGCUUUCUGACGUUUCUGCCUCCUGGAAUGCGGAGAAAACAGUAAAUGUGUUCCUUGUCCGGCAGACAGAUUUGGCUGCGAUGCUCAGCAGUUCGGCCGUUCCUUCGAGCUCUCCUGUCCAUUUCGGCACUGUGCAGUGGGAGUACAAGCGUGGAAAGUGGCAGAAACGCCGAAUCGAGCUUCGAGAACAUAGUCUAUGGUUGUCCAAGAAGGAUAGUGGCAAGGAUCAGACUUUCCUCUGCUCAUUGGCGAACUUCGAUGCCUACUUUGUGACACGGCCGGGCAAAGCGCCGAAGUCAUUCGUGUUCGCUGUCAAGUCCACAGACAACCUGUCAUUCUUCGAAAACACCGCUGACUAUAUGCAUACAUUUGCAUGCGAGAAAAAGGACGGGCAGGCUCUGAUUGAGAAGAUCCUUCUGGCUCGAUCCUACGUGCUCUAUCAAGAACGCAACGUUCUUACCAAUACCUCGGCCUCUGCCGGCGGUGCGGGCGCCGCACUAUCAAGAGCAGGCACGCGGAAAGGACAACGUCCAGCUCAGCCUCUUUUGAACUUCAACGGUGCUCCUGCGAUAGGUGACACGCCUCCGGUUCCUGCCAUGUUCGAACCCGGAUCCUUGCUUUCAAGACGCACGUAAUUCAUUGUUCUCUCCAUUCCAUUCCUUGCAUCUCCCUUUCCAUUCCAUUUCUGUUUAGACUAUCCUACCACAUUCUUUGUUCUAUUUCAUUGAUUGAUAUUUAUCCCAUUCCUUUCAAGCUUCACAUGUCAUUCACCUUCGUUUUCCACAUUGCUAAUUUGUAUCGCACUUCCUUUAUGUGUAUAACUGAAAUGUACUUCACCCACUAUCGCUAAAACGGCUAGUCAAACAUUAGGGAUUUAUGUAGAAUUUGAAUAGAAUUGUAGCAAGGAAAGACGUCAUAAUACACAUACUAUUACUGCAGAAGAUACCAGA